This is a messenger RNA of Paramisgurnus dabryanus, 2243 nucleotides long. It is a transcript of the gene p2rx3b, whose product is annotated as purinergic receptor P2X, ligand-gated ion channel, 3b. Gene Ontology annotation, molecular function: purinergic nucleotide receptor activity; extracellularly ATP-gated monoatomic cation channel activity; ATP binding. Gene Ontology annotation, cellular component: plasma membrane. Gene Ontology annotation, biological process: response to ATP; calcium ion transmembrane transport. The record is from RefSeq and is a predicted model, not a curated record. NCBI's taxonomy places the organism in Eukaryota, Metazoa, Chordata, Actinopteri, Cypriniformes, Cobitidae.
ACACCCUGUGUUGUUUUGGUUUAGAACGCAGCAAACAUUGCAUCGAGACAGAACGAUCAAACGUUUGGUUAUAUUUAGUGGUGGGCGGAGCGAGGCUUCGCGAUACACUGAAACAGUUGAAUCAAUAACUUUUAUUUAUCACGCGAAAAUACGACAAUACGAUCGCGUGUUUGAUACACUAUUACACAACAACAGCGAGUCAAGCACAAGCGGAGCUAACGGGACGCCAUCUGUUAUUAAUGCGGAAGACGUGUGCUGGAAAGAUGUGGAGCUGUAUAACAGAUUUCUUUACGUAUGAGACGACCAAGUCUGUGGUUGUAAAGAGCUGGACCAUAGGCAUCAUCAAUCGUGUUGUCCAGCUCCUCAUCAUCACAUACUUCGUUGGCUGGGUGUUUCUGUAUGAGAAGGCAUAUCAAGUGCGAGAUACAGCCAUCGAGUCAUCAGUGAUGACUAAAGUGAAAGGUUUUGGAGAAUAUAAUAACCGGAUCAUGGACACAGCAGAUUAUGUGACACCUACUCAAGGGGCGUCAGUAUUCUGCAUAAUUACGAAGCUCAUCACAACAGAGAACCAAAUACAGGGACAUUGUCCUGAGAGUGAAAUGAAAUUCAAAUGUGAAACUGAUGAGACCUGUAUGAAGCUGAAGUCAAAACCUUCUAGCAAUGGCUUGCUGACUGGACGAUGUGUAAACUUCAGUGCUACACAGAAAACCUGUGAAAUCAAAGGAUGGUGUCCCGCAGAGAUCGAUGACGUUCAACCGGACCCCAUGAUGGAGGUGGAGAACUUCACCAUUUUCAUCAAGAACAGCAUUCGGUUCCCCCGUUUCAACUUCACAAAGGGAAACUUUUUGCCAUCCAUCAAUAGUUCCUACAUAAAGCAGUGUAACUUUGACGUUGAGAGGAACAUGUAUUGUCCCAUAUUCAAAGUGGGAGAUGUGAUUCGGUUUGCCCAGCAAGACUUCACCACUCUUGCUAAAAAAGGGGGAGUAAUAGGAAUAAAAAUAGCGUGGUUAUGCGAUUUAGAUAAGAAAGAUGAUGAGUGCAAACCUCACUAUUCAUUCACUCGCCUGGAUGCCAUGUCAGAAAAGUCCACUGUCUCGCCUGGAUACAACUUUAGGUAUGCCAAGUAUUUUAAAAUGGAGAAUGGGACUGAGUAUCGCACUUUGCUGAAAGCUUAUGCUAUUCGCUUCGAUGUGCUGGUUAAUGGAGACGCAGGAAAAUUUGACAUGAUCCCAACUCUAAUCAACAUGGUCGCAGCCUUUACUUCUGUGGGUGUGGGCACAGUGCUUUGUGACAUCAUUCUACUGAACUUCCUGAAAGGAGCAGAUCAGUACAAAGCUAAGAAAUUUGAAGAGGUAUCAGAUUCAAGUAUUGAGAAUUCGAACUCAUUAUACAGGAGCAGAGACCAAAGCCAGCUAUCAGUCAAACCUGAUGAGAAGUUCUCAAAUGAUUCUGGAGCGUUUUCCAUUGGACAAUAUGGUUAAUAUUGGCUGAUCGGCACUUUGGUGAUACUUUAUUUAAAGGAUAAUUCCGGUAUUUAACACUUUGAGUCUCAUUUCUGGUUUGUUUUGGAUGAACUACAGUGAUGGACACUGAAAUUUUGACAAUGGGUCGUGUCUUGACUUUUUGACUCGUUUAGAAGCGUCUCUUGACUGCUUCAGAAUGGAAGUCAAUGACCAUGCACAAACAUGUCAUUAAAACAACACUUAACGUUCAUUUUCAAAACUGUGCUACUCACCGAGUGGUUCGUGGUGUUCAUUGAUGAUUAAAAACAAGUUGUGUAGCGAAAUACAGUUUCUGUUGUGUUUUAUUUGGCGUUUUUUAAUUUCCAUUGACUUCUCUUGGAAGACUCAUUGCUCGCUGAUAUAUCACUCCGCCGCCGGGAAACAGAAAAGGGUCUGUUUACAUGUGGUUGUAGUUUUUUCACUCCAUUUCUCUUAGAAUAAAUUUUUCCCAUAUUUGAUGGCUCAGUGACCAGCUUUAGGUUUGAAGUUGAGCUCGAUUGUGACUGUCUAUACGCUAGACACCGAGCGUACUUGUACAGCAAAGUGGUUGUCGCCAUCAAGUGGUCGGGAGUGUGCUAACGCUUCAGACUCAAAUAUAGAGCGGAAGUAUAUACGCGGUUGUGAAGUAUCUGAAAAAAUAGUUCCACUAUAGCAAAUAACACGGAUUGAAAUCAUACACUGCGCCAAUAUAUUUGUUUUUAAUCAUCAACGAACACCACGAACCACUCGGUGAGUAGUACA